CUCUUCCAUCUGGGCGUCUUCCUCCCCUGGGCUGUUCCGGACGAGACGCGUCCCUCCCUCCGCCCCUCUGAUCCUCUUAUCAGCGAGUAAGCAGCCAAGAUGGAUGUUGUAAACCAGUUGGUGGCCCAAGGGCAGUUCACUAUACUCAAACAACCUCUGGGAUUUAUAAAAGUUCUACAAUGGAUCUUUGCCAUCUUCGCCUUCUCGACAUGUGGCAGCUACUCCGGCAUGUUCAAGAUGUCCGUGGAGUGUAAAAACCGGUCGGAGAGUGACCUAAGCAUGGAAGUAAAAUUUGAAUAUCCAUUCAGGCUCCACCAGGUUUACUUUGAUGCCCCCAGCUGUAAGGGAGAGAAGACCGAGCGUCUGUUCCUGGUAGGGGACUACUCCUCCUCGGCUGAGUUCUUCGUCACCAUCGGUGUGUUUUCCUUCCUCUACUCCAUGGCAGCCCUGUCUGCUUACUGCUUCGUUCUGGAGAAGUACCGCGAAAACAACAAAGGGCCUCAGAUUGACUUUAUCGUGACGGCGGUGUUCACCUUCUUUUGGCUGGUGUCUUCCUGUGCUUGGGCUAAAGGCCUGUCGGACGUGAAAACAGCCACCGAUCCAGAUAAGGUCCUCACUCUCAUCCCGGCCUGUGACGAACCCGAGACUACCUGUCGUGAGCUUUACGAGCCCAAGGUCUCCGGCCUGAACACAUCCGUGGCUUUUGGCUUCAUCAACCUGAUCCUGUGGAUAGGAAACCUGUGGUUCGUGUUCAAGGAGACCGGCUGGCUGGCUCUCUUCGGUGGAACAUACGUCCCGUCCCAGGAGAAGCAGCCCGCCCCCGAUACUUUCGCCCAGGAAGGCUACGCUCAGCAGGACCCCUACGCCGGCUCCCAGGGAGGCUACCAGCCCGACUACGGCCAGCAGGGAGGCUACACCGAGGAAGGAGGCUACAGCCAGGGCUAUGAGCAGCAGCCCACCUCCUUCUCUAAUCAAAUGUGAGCCUGUCCAGCCAAACCAGCGCUGCAGGAUGGUGACCUUGUGAUUUGGGAGUGUGGCUCUCGACCAUCGCCUGCAUUUCCACACUCCGUUGUGUGUCUGUGUGUGUAUAUGUGUGUUGACAGGCGGAGGAAGGGAAGCAUGGAGGGCACAACCUGGUGCGGCCUGGAUCACGGCCGUGUGAGGGAUGGGGGAUGGGGGUGGGGGUUGUUUGGGGGGUCUUAACUGUAACAUGAUGUUUAUUCUCGUGAUGUAUUUAACUGUAGAAGACAACAGAGGAUUGUCUGUUUGGUUAUACGAGAAAAACUUGAAUACAAAUACCAAAACAUUCGUUGACGAACAUUUAAGAGAAACCUUGUAAUGGAAAAAGAAUAAUAUUUAUGGAGAAAAAAAAAAAUUGUAGUAAUAUUUAACUUGGGAGAAUGUACUUGUAUGUGCUGUGUAAAUAUCAACAGGCGAUUAUAUAUACACAGUUGAAUAAUUGUGCACUCCAUAUUAGUUGUUAUACAACAAAUGUUGAGCACAGAGUUAUUCAAUUGCAUUUACUUUGGUUCUUUUUAGGAGCUCACAUAGUUUGACCUUUGCCCUUCAAGUCCCUUAAAUUGUUCACAACACAACUGAUGGUUUUUAUUUAUUUAUCUCAGAAUCUGUGAAUUUGUUUCUUCUUUCUUUUCUUUUUUUUAAUCCCUUGUGUCACGGAAAAUGCGACUGAAGUGUAAAAGGGAAAAUGAAAAGAGAAUCAUCAGUGAGUAAUCAAAGAUAAAUAUAUAAUAGUAGAAGUGAAUGGAUGACAACAGUGGGCUAAAAGUAGGUUGUUUCCACUUUAUUUAUGUUUUUAUAUAUAUAUUUUUCCAUCAAAUAUCACUGUCAAGAGAGGGUGAACUCUCAUAAUACACGGAACAUGUUAAAUCCUGAAAUACAGAAGUGAAAAAUAACAUAGGGGUUAAGAAAAUUAGCGAGCAUGGUAGCAUC
Molecule: messenger RNA, 1950 nt
Organism: Platichthys flesus (European flounder)
Lineage: Eukaryota; Metazoa; Chordata; Actinopteri; Pleuronectiformes; Pleuronectidae
Gene: sypb
Product: synaptophysin b
Exons: 7
Coding region: 100-981 (293 amino acids)
Cellular component (GO): synaptic vesicle membrane; presynaptic active zone; synaptic vesicle
Source: RefSeq, a predicted model, not a curated record